Molecule: messenger RNA, 999 nt
Organism: Colletotrichum destructivum
Lineage: Eukaryota; Fungi; Ascomycota; Sordariomycetes; Glomerellales; Glomerellaceae
Product: Putative glycoside hydrolase family 12, glycoside hydrolase family 11/12
Exons: 2
Coding region: 112-846 (244 amino acids)
Biological process (GO): polysaccharide catabolic process
Molecular function (GO): cellulase activity
Source: RefSeq, a predicted model, not a curated record
UUCAUCUUUACCUUCACCCGGCCUCUCCCCGUUAUAAUAACCCUCAGUCUCCGUACCGAGCCCCUCUCGCCCGCGGCCCCGUCCCGUCACGCCCCGUCCCGUCCCGUCACCAUGAAGCUCUCCGCCGCCCUCGCCCUCCUGCCGGCCCUGGCUCUCGCCACGCCGACGCCGACGGUCGAGAAGCGAGCCACCACCUUUUGCGACCAGUGGGGCUCCGCCGUCACCGGCACGUACACUGUCUACAACAACCUCUGGGGCGCUUCCUCGGGCACCGGCAGCCAGUGCACGACCCUGACGGGUCUGUCCGGCAGCAACCUGCAGUGGUCGACGACGUGGUCCUGGUCCGGCGGGCAGUACAAUGUCAAGUCGUACGCCAAUGCCGUCGUCAACAUCAGCAAGAAGGCUCUGAGUGCGAUCGGCAGCAUCCCCUCGACCUGGAACUGGAGCUACUCCGGAAGCGGCCUCGUCGCCAACGUCGCCUAUGACCUCUUCACGUCCUCGACGGCCUCGGGCGCCCCGCAGUACGAGAUCAUGAUCUGGCUCGGUUCCCUCGGCGGCGCCGGCCCGAUCAGCGAGACGGGCAGGACCAUCGCCACGCCCACCGUCGCCGGCCGCACCUGGAACCUCUACAAGGGCUCGCACAGCCAAAUGACCGUCUUCAGCUUCGUCGCGCCCAGCAACGUGCAGAGCUUCAGCGGCGACCUCAAGGCCUUCGUCACCUACCUCGUCAACAGCCAGGGCCUGCCGUCCUCCCAGAUCCUCCAGAGCAUCGGCGCCGGCACCGAGCCCUUUGUCGGCUCCAACGCAAAGUUCACCACGACCGCCUACACUGCCUCGAUCUCUUGAGUCACGGGGCUGUUUCGUUCUAAACAACCAAAUGCUCUUGUCUGCUGUGUGUGGGCCGCCCCGUCAUAACUGUCGGGACUGAGACAGACUUGAGUGGGAAAUGGGCUCAUCUUGUCUCAAAGCUUUCCUCUUCUGCCCUCCUUAUUUAACAUU